This is a messenger RNA of Pseudomyrmex gracilis, 774 nucleotides long. RefSeq lists its product as uncharacterized. The coding region runs from base 22 to 696 and encodes 224 amino acids. The transcript has 7 exons. Lineage: Eukaryota; Metazoa; Arthropoda; Insecta; Hymenoptera; Formicidae. The record is from RefSeq and is a predicted model, not a curated record.
GAACUUGUCACGCAUAAAAAAAUGUGUGAGGCUGGAAAAUGCCAAAUACAAGUGGUGCCUCUUGCUUCGCUUAUGACUUCAAAUAUCGAACAGAAUUCCAUCACAGAACAGGAAUCGAGCAAUUCUACUAAAAUCCGUAACGUCACAAAACCCGACGAUCACUCACUUGACAAUCACAUAUUUUUCACUCCGACAUCAAGUAAAGUUCACUGUCUACAGAAAGAAGACAAUUCGAAAGAAAACUUGAACAAUCUCAAUCAAAUGUAUUACGCCGCAAAUGGCGAUAUGGUACCUUUGUUUCCUUCGAACACUCUCGUCUCUAACGAAGGUUCAGUAAAGAAAGAACAACUCACCCACGAUACCAAAUUAUAUCACACCAAUACGCCUCCGUACACGCCGGCAACUGUGCACUGUGAAAACUGUUUACUGAAAUUCGAGAAAGUGGUAGAACUCAUCGUACAUAGCAAGAUGUGUGAAAUGAGAAAUAAUGCGUGCGCGAUGAUACUGCCCAAAUGUAUCUCUUGUUUACAACAAUUCCCAUCGCUGGAAGCACUGAAUGUGCACGUUUCACAGUGUUCCAAAAGAGGCGACAUUUACGCGUGUCCGGACUGCGGAGAUCCGUUCUGGACCAAACACGAAUUUCAAGCUCAUUUUCGAUCUUAUUGUCGAAGAGAACGUCGAAAUAGAUGGGAAUAAAUUACAAUAGAUGGGAAUACAUCACUGUCAUAUACAAAACAAUAUUGUUUUUACAUCAUUUCUAAUCACAUUUAUAUG